This is a messenger RNA of Suhomyces tanzawaensis NRRL Y-17324, 942 nucleotides long. Its product is annotated as class I SAM-dependent methyltransferase. The record is from RefSeq and is a predicted model, not a curated record. Lineage: Eukaryota; Fungi; Ascomycota; Pichiomycetes; Serinales; Debaryomycetaceae. Bases 1 to 942 code for a protein of 313 amino acids. The transcript has a single exon.
AUGCACCAAUUCUCCCAUACCGAUGCCAUUGCGGCCAACAACAAGGUGUUCGAUGAAGACUUCGCCAUCAAGUAUGAGAACACCGAGGGCAUGCAGGUGCUGAGUAGGAUCAUGGCCAAAAUUGUUCUCGAGUUCGACGUAAGUGGACCCCGCAAGACCCGCGAGGAGUCCGCUAGCUUGAUGGGGGACCCCCAGACGUUGUCGAUCGGAUCCAAAGCCCAGCACAGUGCUCCCUCGGAAGACUUCCCUUACCCGUUGAUUAGACCCGGGAUCAAACUCAUGGACUUUGCCUGCGGCACCGGGUUGUUCACACAGAGGCUUUUUCCUUACUUGCAAGGUGACUCUCACACAGAAGUGGUGGGAAUAGACAUCAGCAGACCGUUCUUGGACUCGUUUGACAAAAAGGCCGCUGCCAACAGAUCCGAGCGAUUAUCCAUCUCUUCUUAUCUCUAUGAUAUCAUUGACCCUGCCAAACAGGCAGAGUUGGAUGCGAAGUUCGGGGGCCAGUUUGACGUGAUCGUGUGUACUAUCUCUUAUCACCACAUUGAGAACUACAGGGACGUCACCAAGAAGUUGGCCACGUUCUUACGGCCUGGCGGAUGGUUGUUGAUCUUGGACUUCUACAACGAAGACGUCGAAUCCUGUGAACAAAGUGAGAAUGCCACCAAUGCCGUGAGACAUAUGGGGGGCUUGAAAGUCGACUCCAUGAACGAUACUCUCGGCCCCUAUUCUGGUCUCAUCAAUGUUUCCAGUGCCAGGGAGACCAGAGCCCACUUAUGGCAAAAGAGAGAGUUCAUUGAGAAUCACUUGACCAAGAGUGUCAACGAAAAGAUGGAUGCAGGCGAAUUGAAUUCCAAGCUCGAUGCUAGCGGCGAUACCGUAUAUUUGGUAGAGGUCAGCUUUAUCUUGGCAGUUGGCCAGGCAGGGCCCACUAACAAAUAA